Molecule: messenger RNA, 1200 nt
Organism: Colletotrichum abscissum
Lineage: Eukaryota; Fungi; Ascomycota; Sordariomycetes; Glomerellales; Glomerellaceae
Exons: 3
Coding region: 1-1200 (399 amino acids)
Biological process (GO): endosomal transport; endocytosis; actin filament organization
Cellular component (GO): cytoplasm; plasma membrane
Molecular function (GO): protein binding; calcium ion binding
Source: RefSeq, a predicted model, not a curated record
AUGGCGCCUCCUCGCAUCGAAGCACAAGAAAUCGAGACGUACUGGAACAUCUUCUCCACCCGGACGGGCGGCGGCCAGUUCCUGACGGGAGAACAGGCCGCGCCGGUGCUGAAGAAUAGCGGCCUGACGGACAACCAGCUCGAGAGGGUGUGGGAUCUCGCCGACGUCGACAAUGAUGGAAAUCUCGACUUUGAGGAGUUUUGCGUUGCCAUGAGAGUUAUUUUUGAUAUCCUGAAUGGCGAAUACUCAGAUGUCCCGACGACACUCCCCGAUUGGCUCGUCCCCGAGUCCAAGGCACAUCUCGUCCAGGCGAAUCGCGCGCUCACAGGAAGGCAAGUGGCGUUUGAGCAAGUCGACGACGAUCCAGACUCCCCAGGGCUGAAGGAUGGAUUCGACUGGUACAUGAGCCCAGCGGACAAGUCCAAGUACGAGUCGAUAUACCAAGAGAACCGGGACGCACGGGGACAAGUAGCUUUCACUGCUCUCGAGGACCUCUACGAAUCCCUCGACGUUCCCGACACCGACAUCCGCUCCGCUUGGAACCUCAUCAACCCCUCAGCUGGCCAAUCCAUCAACAAGGAUGCCUGCCUCGCCUUCCUUCACAUCCUGAACAACCGCCACGAAGGCUUCCGCAUUCCGCGCACCGUCCCCGCCUCCCUCCGGGCCUCAUUUGAGCGCAACCAGAUCGACUACCAACUAGACAACCAGACCCCCGGCGCCUCCCGAUGGGCGACAAAGGCCGACGACUCGACGGCGACGGGCCGCAAGGCCAAGUUUGGCGACCAGUACCUCACCCGCCUGGGCCGCAGCGGCUUUAAGUCUAGCGGAACCGACUUCUCCACGGCCAAGACGGACGACUGGGAGGAGGUCCGCCUCAAGAAGCAGCUGCAGGAACUGGACGAGAAGAUGGCCCGCAUCGAGGCCGACGUCGAGCGUAAGAAGGGCGGUAAGCGCGACGGCAAGCCCGCUCUCGUCAAGCGCGAGCUCGAGCAGCUGCUCGACUACAAGCGCAAGGAGCUCAAGGACCUCGAGAGCGGUGCCGGCAAGGGCCAGGGCGGCGGUGGUGGGCUGAAGGGGGUAGCGGAUGAUUUGCAGACGGUCAAGGAGCAGGUUGAGGGUCUCGAGACGCAUCUCGCGUCGCGGCAGGGUGUGCUUGACCAGCUGCGGAGGGAGAUUGAGGAUGAGAAGUCGAGUAGAUGA